Suricata suricatta (meerkat) is the source of this 2537-nucleotide messenger RNA. RefSeq names its product NADPH--cytochrome P450 reductase. Gene Ontology annotation, biological process: response to hormone. Gene Ontology annotation, cellular component: cytosol. Gene Ontology annotation, molecular function: NADPH-hemoprotein reductase activity; flavin adenine dinucleotide binding; FMN binding. The transcript has 16 exons. The coding region runs from base 111 to 2207 and encodes 698 amino acids. Lineage: Eukaryota; Metazoa; Chordata; Mammalia; Carnivora; Herpestidae. The record is from RefSeq and is a predicted model, not a curated record.
GAAAAGGCUCCAUAAGCCCGAGUCCGGGAGAAGCCAGGCGCGAGUGUCCAGUGGGCCUUGCCUGCUGGAGUCCGCAGACAGGGCUUCACACUCCCAGCAGCACAACACGAAUGCAGCGUUGCCGACGAGGGGAGCUCACUGAUGCCUUCACGUGCGGGAUUCCCGUCACCAUGGGCGAUUCCAACGUGGACGCCAGUGCCACCGUGUCUGAGACAGUGGCUGAAGAAGUGUCUCUUUUCAGCAUGACGGACAUGAUUCUGUUUUCACUCAUCGUGGGCCUCCUGACCUACUGGUUCCUCUUCAGAAAGAAAAAAGAAGAAGUCCCUGAGUUCACCAGAAUUCAGCCAGUGACCUCCUCUGUCAAAGACAGCAGCUUUGUGGAAAAGAUGAAGAAGACGGGCAGGAACAUCAUCGUGUUCUACGGCUCCCAGACGGGGACGGCAGAGGAGUUUGCCAACCGCUUGUCCAAGGACGCGCACCGCUACGGGAUGCGGGGCAUGGCUGCAGACCCCGAGGAGUAUGACUUGGCCGACCUGGGCAGCCUGCCGGAGAUCGACAACUCCCUGGCAGUGUUCUGCAUGGCCACCUAUGGUGAGGGGGACCCCACAGACAAUGCACAGGACUUCUACGACUGGCUCCAGGAGACGGAUGUGGACCUCUCUGGAGUCAAGUAUGCGGUGUUUGGUCUCGGGAACAAGACCUACGAGCACUUCAACGCCAUGGGCAAGUACGUGGACAAGCGGCUGGAGCAGCUCGGCGCCCAGCGGAUCUUCGAGCUGGGGAUGGGCGACGACGAUGGGAAUCUGGAGGAGGACUUCAUCACGUGGCGAGAGCAGUUCUGGCCGGCUGUGUGCGAGCACUUCGGGGUGGAGGCCACCGGGGAGGAGUCCAGCAUUCGCCAGUACGAGCUUGUGGUCCACACAGACAUCGACACGGCCAAGGUGUACGUCGGGGAGAUGGGCAGACUGAAGAGCUAUGAGAACCAGAAACCCCCCUUCGAUGCCAAGAAUCCGUUCUUGGCUGAGGUCACCACCAACCGGAAGCUGAACCAGGGAACCGAGCGACACCUCAUGCACCUGGAAUUAGACAUCUCAGACUCCAAACUCAGGUAUGAAUCUGGGGACCAUGUGGCCGUUUACCCAGCCAAUGACUCUGCCCUGGUCAACCAGCUUGGCAAGAUCUUGGGUGCUGACCUGGAUGUCAUCAUGUCCCUGAACAAUCUAGAUGAGGAGUCCAACAAGAAGCACCCCUUUCCCUGCCCCACCUCCUACCGCACGGCCCUCACCUACUACCUGGACAUCACCAACCCUCCACGCACUAACGUGCUCUACGAGCUGGCACAGUACGCCUCGGAGCCCUCUGAGCAGGAGCAGCUGCGCAAGAUGGCAUCCUCCUCAGGCGAGGGCAAGGAGCUGUACCUGAGCUGGGUGGUGGAGGCUCGGCGGCACAUCCUGGCCAUCCUGCAGGACUACCCGUCCCUGCGGCCCCCCAUCGACCACCUGUGUGAGCUGCUGCCUCGUCUCCAGGCCCGCUACUACUCCAUCGCCUCAUCCUCCAAGGUCCACCCCAACUCCGUGCACAUCUGUGCUGUGGCCGUGGAGUAUGAGACCAAGUCUGGCCGCAUCAACAAGGGCGUGGCCACCAGCUGGCUGCGGGCCAAGGAGCCUGCGGGGGAGAACGGCCGCCGGGCCCUGGUGCCCAUGUUCGUGCGCAAGUCCCAGUUCCGCCUGCCCUUUAAGGCCACCACCCCUGUCAUCAUGGUGGGUCCCGGCACGGGGGUGGCCCCCUUCAUAGGCUUCAUCCAGGAGCGGGCCUGGCUGCGGCAGCAGGGCAAGGACGUGGGGGAGACGCUGCUCUACUACGGCUGCCGCCGGUCCAACGAGGACUAUCUGUACCGCGAGGAGCUGACUCAGUUCCACAAGGACGGCGCCCUCACGCAGCUCAACGUGGCCUUUUCCCGGGAGCAGCCCCACAAGGUCUACGUACAGCACUUACUGAAAAGGGACAAGGAGCACCUGUGGAAGCUGAUCCACGAAGGGGGCGCCCACAUCUACGUCUGCGGGGAUGCUCGGAACAUGGCGAGGGACGUGCAGAACACCUUCUACGACAUCGUGGCUGAGGGGGGGGCCAUGGAGCACGCCCAGGCCGUGGACUACAUCAAGAAGCUGAUGACCAAGGGCCGCUACUCCCUGGACGUGUGGAGCUAGGGGUGGCCCGGCCCAGCCCCUCAGGCCCCACAGACCUGCUUCCCCAUGUAAUCACUUUCCUUGCUCCCUUCUGCCAGUCUGCUGGCUGGUUUGUGCCAGGCCUGGCCGAGGGACAGAGACCAGUCCAGGCCCCAGACACACCCUCCGGAGCACCCUGGCCCCAGGGCGCAUGGUCAGGGGAGACGGGCCUGUGUUUUGUGAACAUCUCAGGCCCUUGGGGGAAGGGCUCUUCUCAGCGGAGCUGGGACCCAGUCCCUCCACAUUAUUUUCAAUGACUGUAAAUAAUUUUAAAUAAUCUCUGGUCCUUGGAAUAAAGUUCUGUUUUCUGUA